Ceratina calcarata is the source of this 2466-nucleotide messenger RNA. Its product is annotated as insulin-like growth factor-binding protein complex acid labile subunit. Bases 492 to 2441 code for a protein of 649 amino acids. Gene Ontology annotation, molecular function: protein binding. Lineage: Eukaryota; Metazoa; Arthropoda; Insecta; Hymenoptera; Apidae. The transcript has 4 exons. The record is from RefSeq and is a predicted model, not a curated record.
ACGAGCUGGUCUCCGUCAGUUUGCCCUGUGUGCCCGGACGGGGCGGAUGUGAGACGUUUGGUUCGCGUUGCCGCGAUUUACGCGUUGUCCAUCUACGUCAACCGCUGAAACCCAUUAAAUAACAGUGCCGCUUGUCUCCGAUCACGCUUCCGAACUCGACGCCGGCAUCAUCCGCGGCCGUUCCGCGAAGAGAAAAUCGGCUUUUACCCCACAACGAGAUCACUGCUCGCGACAACGGAGCAACGCGACGCCCCUCGAUGACGCGAUGAUCCCCACGAAAGUGUUUUAUCUUCUUUAUAAUACGUCGUGUGUGAAUCAUCGACCGAUUCGUAUCGAUUUAUCGUUGAUGAGUGGCCACAGUGUUAAGUAAUUAGUGCUCGGGAAAGGCGAGACGAGGAGAGCGAGUAGCGGUAGAAGAGUAAAGAGCCGAAGAAAAAGAAGGAGAAAGUUUAUUUGCUGGCUACGAGAGAGAGAGAGAGAGAGAAAGAGUCAUGGGUGCUGUGGUGGAGCUUAGUGACGACUGCCCGCACGAGAGUAAGCGAGACAGCAAACCAGUUUCGAUGUUUACGAGAGAAAAAAUCCUCGCCACAUCCUCCACGAUGAAUCAUCAACGCGAGUCAUCCGACCAGAAUUCGCCAGCCUCGCUGAUCGCACCAACAUCAGCAUUUUGGAGAAUAAACAAGGAAAAUCGAAUCCGAGGGGAUGAAGGAGAGAUGAAUGGAUUUCAGAGCGUUACGCGACGGGGAAGGAGUGGGAGACCUACUUCGAGGACGAUACCAAUUUGGAUCCUUCGUUCGCUGAUCCUGACGUGUUUGCUCGUCGCAUCGAACGCCGCGAUCUGCCCGAACGGUUGCAUCUGCGACGACGACAACCUGUUCGUCUCCUGUAUCGGCGCGAAUUUGGACGUGAUACCGAUCGCUCUGAAUCCGAGCAUUCAGCGAAUAGUUCUAAAAGAGAAUCGAAUAAAAAUCGUGGACGCGGCCGCGUUUCAAUUCUACGGCGACCUGAAGAACGUCGAUCUGUCGAGCAAUCAUCUGUUCACGAUACCGAACGGCAGCUUCGACGCUCAGAAGCAACUGGUCGAACUGCACCUGAGACACAACAAGAUCUCGGCGCUUACCGAGAAAACGUUCCAGGGGCUUAAGUCGUUGACGGUUCUGAAUCUACGCGACAAUUACUUGGAAAGCCUGAAGAACGGAUUGUUCGCGUCGUUGUCAAAGCUGGAGGAGCUGGAUCUGGGCAAGAAUCGAAUCUCGAAGGUAGAACCCGGUGCUUUCCAGAAGCUGGGAACGCUGAGGGUGCUCCAUCUGGACGACAACCAGCUGAGGACUAUACCCUCCCCGGCUCUGGCUCCUCUGAACUCUUUGGCGGAGUUGCACAUAGGCUGGAACGCUUUCUCUUCCAUCCCCGACGACGCCUUCAAAGGUUUGGAACAAUUGACGGUGUUGGAUAUAACCGGGGCGGGUCUGGACGACAUAAACGACUUCGCUUUUCGCGGUUUGAACGCGUUGAGGACUCUGGGGCUGGACGGGAACAAACUGAGGGAAGUGCCGACGAAGCAGCUGGCUGUUUUGCCCAGACUGGAGGAACUCACGUUGGGUCAGAACUUUUUCACCACCCUGAGAUCUGGAGCCUUCCAGGGGCUAACGAAGCUGAAGAAAUUGGACGUGUCCGCGGCCAAACUGUUGACCACGGUUGAACGUGGAACGUUCUCGGACAAUGCGAACCUGGAAACGUUGAUUCUGAACAGUAACAAACGAUUGACGACCAUGGAAGAUGGUUCCUUGGCCGGAUUACCUAAUUUGAGACACUUGAUGUUAAGGGACAACGCGUUCACCGGGUUUUCCGAGUCGCUGAUAGCCUGGAAUGAACUGAAACGUUUGGACCUGAGCGAAAACCCUUUAAUUUGUGAUUGCGGUUUACUGUGGUUGACGGAAGUUCUCGUUCCGCGGAACUCCAGUCCGGUCCUGUGUUCCGAACCUCCGGAACUGAAGGGGAAACCCGUGAAAGGGAUGACGGGGGACGAGCUGGGUUGCGCCUUUUCCGACGCCAGGAAACAAGCUUUGUUAGCGACUCUUUGCGCGACCGGUUUGGCUCUGUUGACCGGACUGGCACUGAUUGUUUAUUACAAAUGCAGGAGAAAGGUCAGGGAUGCCCUGAAAGACUACAAAUGGAAGAACCGCGCGAUAUCGCGGAAGGAGCACGAGUACCAGAAAACGUUCUCCGACGACGAGUACAUAGUUAGAACGGCGCACCAUCAUCAUCCGCCUCACCAUCAUCAUCAAGGCCAGACGGGGCAGCUGGCGCACUACCAGCAUCAGAACUCGAAUCUGCAGCAACCAAACCCGAACCUGCAGCAGCAGCAUCAGCAGCAACAGCAGCAGCAACAGCAACAACAGGUCGCCAUGGGCGUGAAGUCGAUUCCUGUGACGGAACUGUAGCUAGAACUUCGGACGGCGAACCAUA